Molecule: messenger RNA, 2019 nt
Organism: Apiotrichum porosum
Lineage: Eukaryota; Fungi; Basidiomycota; Tremellomycetes; Trichosporonales; Trichosporonaceae
Gene: DED1
Product: DEAD-box ATP-dependent RNA helicase
Exons: 3
Coding region: 1-2019 (672 amino acids)
Cellular component (GO): nucleus
Molecular function (GO): ATP binding; RNA binding; RNA helicase activity
Source: RefSeq, a predicted model, not a curated record
AUGACCACAGCCCCCAUCAGCGACUCGAACGGUACCGCCAACGGCACCGCCGGCCUCGAGAAGAAGUUCGCCAGCGUCUCGCUCAACGCCGGACGUCCCGCCUACGUUCCCCCUUACCUCCGCGCCCGCCAGGCCGCCGAGCCUGUCAAGGCCGCCCCUGCGCCCGCCGCCUUCAACGGCGCCGCGCCCACCCCUACCCCCGCUGGCAACGGCUACCGCCCGUCGCCUACCGGCCUCCCCACUCCCGCUCCUACCCCCGUCCCCGCUCGCGGCUCCUACGUUCCCCCCGUCCGUGCCGCUGGCUCGGACGACGGUGGCUGGGGCGCUGGUCCCCGCCGCGCUGCCGGUGGCGGUGGUGGUGACCGCUCGUUCGAGCGCGGCACCGCUCCCGGUGUCGGCGCCUGGCGCGAUGGCAAGCACGUCCCUGGUGCUCGCAACCCCCGUCUCGAGAAGGAGCUCUACGGCGAGGAGGGUGACGGCUCUCACCAGUCGACCGGUAUUAACUUUGACAAGUAUGCCGACAUCCCUGUUGAGGCUACCGGUGCCGGUGCUCCCGAGCCCGUGACCGAGUUCAAGGCCCCCAUCGACCCCGUUCUCCUCGAGAACAUUGCCUACUCGCGCUACACCACCCCCACCCCCGUCCAGAAGUACUCGAUCCCCAUUAUCGCUCUCGGCCGUGACCUCAUGGCCUGUGCCCAGACCGGUUCGGGUAAGACUGGUGGUUUCCUCUUCCCCAUCCUCUCGGCCAUGUUCACCUACGGCCCCUCGGCUCCUCCCCCCGAGAACCAGUCGUACGGCUACUCGCGCCGCAAGGCCUACCCCACUGCCCUCAUCCUUGCCCCCACUCGUGAGCUCGUCUCGCAGAUUCACGAGGAGGCCCGCAAGUUUGCCUACCGCUCGUGGGUCCGCCCCGCCGUCGUUUACGGUGGUGCCGACAUUGGCCAGCAGAUCCGCCAGCUCGACCGCGGCUGUGACCUUCUCUCGGCCACCCCUGGUCGUCUUGUCGACCUGAUCGAGCGUGGCCGCAUCUCGCUCGCCAACGUCAAGUACCUUGUCCUUGACGAGGCCGACCGCAUGCUCGACAUGGGUUUCGAGCCCCAGAUCCGCCGCAUUGUCGAGGGUGAGGACAUGCCUGGUGUCCAGGACCGCCAGACCCUCAUGUUCUCGGCCACCUUCCCCAAGGAGAUCCAGAUGCUCGCCCGCACCUUCCUCAAGGACUACAUCUUCCUUUCGGUCGGUCGUGUCGGCUCCACCUCGGAGAACAUUACCCAGCGUAUCGAGUACGUCGACGAGCACGACAAGCGUUCGCUCCUCCUCGACUUGCUCCUCGCCGAGCAGUCGGGUGGUCUCAUCCUCGUCUUCGUCGAGACCAAGCGCAUGGCCGACUCGCUUUGCGACUUCCUCUGCUCGCAGCGCCACAACGCCACCUCCAUUCACGGUGACCGUACCCAGCGCGAGCGUGAGGCCGCCCUUUACGCUUUCCGUACUGGUCGUGCCCCCAUCCUUGUCGCCACUGCCGUCGCUGCCCGUGGUCUCGACAUUCCCAACGUCACCCACGUCAUCCUUUACGACCUCCCCACCGACGUUGCCGAGUACACCCACCGUAUCGGUCGUACCGGUCGUGCCGGUAACACUGGUACCUCGACUGCCUUCUUCAACCGCACCAACCUUGCCAUUGGCCGCGACCUCAUCGAGCUUCUCAAGGAGGCCAACCAGGAGAUCCCCCAGUGGCUCGUCGACAUCUCGCAGGAGCGCUCGUUCGGCGGCGGUGGCUACGGUCGCUCGAGCGGCCGUGGCCGUGGCGGAGGCGCCCGCUCAGGCGGUGGCCGUGACGCUCGUACCGGCGGUGGCUUUGGCGGCUCGGCCGGCGGCUACUCGCGCGGCGGCGCUGGCGGCUACGGCGGUGCUGGUGGCUUCGGCGGAGGCUACGGCGGUGCCCCCGCUGGUGGCAUGGGCGGCGGCUUCGGCGGUGGUGGUUUCCCCCCCGCUGCUGGCUCGUCCGGCGCCAGCUGGUGGUAA